Plasmodium vivax (malaria parasite P. vivax) is the source of this 2284-nucleotide messenger RNA. RefSeq names its product proteasome activator complex subunit 3, putative. Gene Ontology annotation, cellular component: proteasome activator complex; nucleoplasm; cytoplasm. Gene Ontology annotation, biological process: regulation of proteasomal protein catabolic process; positive regulation of endopeptidase activity; regulation of G1/S transition of mitotic cell cycle. Gene Ontology annotation, molecular function: endopeptidase activator activity. The transcript has a single exon. The record is from RefSeq and is a predicted model, not a curated record. Lineage: Eukaryota; Apicomplexa; Aconoidasida; Haemosporida; Plasmodiidae. The coding region runs from base 950 to 1780 and encodes 276 amino acids.
AAUUUACUUUCUUUAAAAAGUUGCUUGCCUUUUUUUUUUUAAAAAAAAUAACUACAAAAGGGGGUAUACUACAAUUGUGUUAUGAUGUAGUUGAAAAAAAAAAAAAAAAAAUUAGUACGCACAGGAUUUGCAGAAAGUACAGCAAAAUUAGCAGCUCUGAGUGAAUUGCCUCGACGUAUGUAUCAUCCGCUGGGAAGAAUUCCAACUGGACGUUCCUCCGCGCGUGAGUGAUGCGUAUGCUGCUCUGCUCGAAUGCGUCGUAGUGGUUUUCCUUUUCUUUCGCGCGCGUGGGAAGGCGGUUCACCUUAGCGUCUGUUCGAGGGUACCCUGCGUGUAUGAAUAAGUAUACAUGUACAAAUAAGUAUAUAUGUACACGUUUGGGAUCUGCGGGAUAGGCCGUUACCUUUUCUUUCCCCGAGUACAUUGCCGCACUUCGUGGAGAGAGCGCCCUGCCUCGCCCCCUUCUAACCGCGCACAUCUGCAGAGUGCAGGAAAACGCCUCGCGCUGCAUCUACAUGUGUGCCUAAACAUUUGGUGCGCCGCAAACCCACAUUGUUGACGCGGCUGUACCGCUAUAUUUGCCGCGAUCGGUUGGCGAGUCUGCCCUGUAACCUGCGCGCCAAAAGGGAAAGCGGCGAAGGCAACCCAACCGGGGAGGCUGCGCGCAUCCGUCCGAACCGACGCGGAGAAGUCUGACGGGUGCGCUUAUAUCAUGUCAUUGGGGGAGGGGUAGAACGAAGGAGCGAAGAGGAGAAAAAGCGUGGUAAGUGAAAGUCGAGGUAGAGCAGCUGUGCGGAGGAGGGAAGCCAAGAAGUGUUAUACUCUAUAGGCGCGGUAGACCCGACGGACACGCUAGGUUAGCCCCUCCCGUGUGCGCAUAACUAACCCCCUCGCUACCCCCACGUACGAACUGCCACACACCGCCACUCACCGCUAAUUCCCCCGCACAAUGGAGAACCUCCUGGGCAAGGUGGACAAAAUCGAGCCGUUCGACCCGAAGGUGAAGGAGGAGUACAACCAGUUCAAGUACGACGUGACGAAGCAGGCGAUCGAAUCGCUGAGGGAGAGGAUCCCCAAAAGGAUCAUUUAUUUCAACACCCUGGUGAACGUGAAUGCAGAGCCGGGCACCAUCCUAGAUGUAAGCGACUUAGAUACAAACACAUACAAAUAUACGACAAAUCAGACGGAGGAAAACAUACGGAAGAAACAUAAGACAAAUGAUCACGAUGUGAUUGAAAAAAAAAAAGACUCCAUAGAAAUGAACAGCAAAAAUGAUACCCAUUAUGAAGAGAAAAAAAUAGUUGUUGAUGAAAAUGUUAUUUACACCCACUACGUACCUUCCCACAAACAGAUUAACGCAGAAUUGGAAAAGAUAAAGGCCUACUCUUCCGAGCUCAUCGAAAUUAUAGGCAAUAUUAAGCUGUGGAUACAAUUGAAUGUGCCCAGAAUUGAAGAUGGGAACAAUUUUGGGGUGGGGAUUCAAGAGGAAGCUAUACAGGAGCUAGCCAGAGUUGAGGAGAGUGCUUUUAAUUUAUAUGAUGCCAUUGUUAAGUACUAUAUGGAUAGAGCCAAACUGUCAACCAAAGUUAUUAAGUACCCUAAUGUGUAUGACUACCAGGAGGCUGUUCGGGAGUUAGACGAAAAGGAAUGGGUACACAUCAAAAUUACCAUCAUUGAUAUGCGCAAUAAUUAUAUUAUGCUUUACGAUUUGUUGUGUAAAAACUGGGAGAAGGUCGUCAAGCCGAAAAAUGAAGAUGCCCAUCAUAGGAUGACUUUUUAGCUGGAGCUUGCCAAGCGGGGACUGGGGAGGAGACUCCCCCUGCUUCAUACUAUAUAUAGUACCCUUUUUGCCGUCGCCACUGCCUAGGUGCGAAGCAGUGAAGUUAGCUCGCCCUUCAUGUCGAAGUGAAGUGGGGAUUCCGCAAGGAAGGUAUGCUACGAUUCCGUGCACCCCUAAAGAACAUCUGCACAGGGGAGGGGUCACCAUCAGGGGGAAUACUCAAAGGGGGCAGAAAUUACGAGUGCUCCAACUUUAGGGGGAAACAUAACCUGUUUUAUCCCCAUGCGUGGUUACCAAGGUGGAGCGGCCUUCUUGGGGGGGACACCUUCGGAGGAUACACCGUUGAGAAGGCGGGUCACACCGCAGCUUAUCACCGCUUACCACCGCGUACCGCCUCUCCCCCGCGUGCUUAUCCUCAAUUUGUCCACUGCGCGCACGGAGACUCUUUCCCUUUUUUUAAAAAACGGUCUUACUUUUUUUUUUAACACAAUUUUCGCUUAACGC